This is a messenger RNA of Capsicum annuum, 2157 nucleotides long. Its product is annotated as basic salivary proline-rich protein 1. The coding region runs from base 260 to 1909 and encodes 549 amino acids. The record is from RefSeq and is a predicted model, not a curated record. Lineage: Eukaryota; Viridiplantae; Streptophyta; Magnoliopsida; Solanales; Solanaceae. The transcript is spliced from 3 exons.
AAAUAAUGAAAUAUAAAAUAGAGGAAAAGUAGUAGGAGCUUUCUCAUUGCCAUCGAGCUAAGCAAACGCACUAUUCCCGAUACCUUUCUCCAUUUUUUCUCUCUACAAAUACACCACUACUACCCUUUAUAUACACAAAAACGAAAACCUAGUGUAUUUUUUCUCUCUCUUUGUUUCGUUUUAUUUUUUGUUUGAUUAAGUAAAGUGAAAACCCUAGCUUUUUUUUUUUGUUGUUGUUGUUGUUGUUGAUCCGUGAAUUAUGGCAUCUGGAUCAUCAUGUAGACCAAUUAAUUCAUCGACUUCAAAGGGUUUUGAUUUUGGGUCAGAUGAUAUUCUUUGUUCCUAUGAAGAUAACUAUCCACAUCACGAUGGUGCCUCUAAUGGAACCCACUCUGAUCAUGCACCUGUUAACAAUUCUGCUAAGGAGUUUCACAAAAGCAGAAUGACGAGGUCAUCAAUGUUUCCCACUUCGACAUAUAGUCCCCCAGAAGAGUCUUCCUUCAAUCAAGACAUGAUAUGUACUGUUGAGAAGACCAUGAAAAAGUAUGCGGACAACCUCAUGAGAUUUCUAGAGGGAAUCAGUUCACGCUUGUCACAGUUGGAACUGUACUGUUACAACCUUGAUAAGUCCAUCGGGGAAAUGCGGUCUGAUUUAGUUCGGGAUCAUGGUGAGGCAGAAUUGAAACUGAAGGCUCUUGAGAAGCAUGUUCAAGAGGUCCACCGGUCUGUACAGAUACUGAGAGAUAAGCAAGAGCUUGCUGAUACUCAGAAGGAGCUGUCUAAGCUUCAGUUCACGCAGAAAGAACCAACUUCAGCCAGCAAUUCUCAGCAGAAUGACGACAGGACUGCUCAACCUGUGUCUGAUGCGAAUAAAGGUGAUAACUCAACUGAUGUGCAUGGACAACAACUGGCACUUGCUCUACCCCAUCAAGUAGCUCCCCGGGCUCCUCUUACUAACCGACCCAUCGAGCAGCCACAACAGCCACCUCCUCCGCCAAUUCCAUCUCAAAGUUUGACGCAGUCACAAGGCUACUAUUUACCCCCAGCGCAGAUGUCAAAUCCACCAGCUCCAACUCACUUGUCCCAAGGUCAAUAUCUGUCAUCUGACCCCCAGUAUCGAACUUCUCAAAUGCAAGAUCUUUCUAGGGUACCACCCCAGCCAGCAGCACCUCAGGGAAAUCAGACCCCACAAAUCCAGUCAAUGCCUCAAUAUCUGCAGCAAUGGGCACAACAGGUACCUCAGCAGGUUCAAGCGUCCCAACAGGUUCAACAGCAUCAGCUUCCAACUGUGCAACUGCAAGCUAGAUCCUCAUCACCUGCUGUUUAUCCCUCUUAUCCACCCAGUCAACCGAAUCCUUCUCCCGAACAGGUCCCUAAUAGCAUGCCAAUACAAGUGUCAUUUUCUGCAAUCCCUCAAUCAGUUGUGAGCCGUCCAGAAGCGGUGUCCUACGGAUUUGAUAGGUCUGGCAUACCACUUCAAUCACAGCCUCCGACCCAGCAUCUCAAGCCUUCGUUUGGUGCUCCAGGGGAUGGGUAUGCAGCUAGUGGGCCUCAUCCAUCCCUUUCUGCAGGAAAUGCAUAUUUGAUGUACGACAGUGAAGGCACAAGGGGACAUCCACAACAACCACAAAAUUUCCCACAAAGUGGUUAUCCUCCCUCCAGCUUCCCUCCCCAGAACGCACAGUCUGCCCCCAGCCCCAAUCUUAUGGUUCGUCCACCUCAAUCGAUGCACACUCAUCUUUACAACGAAUUAAUUGAGAAGAUGGCAAGCAUGGGCUAUAGGGGUGAUCAUGUGGUUAAUGUGAUCCAAAGGCUUGAGGAGAGUGGUCAGACAGUUGAUUUCAAUACUGUGCUUGAUAGGCUGAAUGGACAUUCUUCCGGUGGUCCUCAGAGAGGAUGGUCGGGUUAGGUCAUCAGCUCAACCUUUCUAAUUAUGUUUUUUCAUGUAUGGUCGCACAAUUUGACUCUAAUACUAUCUAUUUGCUGAAUAAGGGUCGUAUAAGUAGGCAGUUAUCAAUGGUGUUGUAUACAGUGCUAUCGUGCUGUGUAUUGUAUAUUUGCCAUGUCUUACUUCUGAAAUUUUAUUUGUUGUAAGGCAGCAUGCUUUCGAAUAUUGUAAUAUAGGAGAAUUGAUGAAUACCUCUUUUUAAGAUUGAA